Malassezia japonica is the source of this 651-nucleotide messenger RNA. RefSeq names its product Vacuolar protein-sorting-associated protein 60 (gene VPS60). Gene Ontology annotation, biological process: late endosome to vacuole transport via multivesicular body sorting pathway; vesicle budding from membrane. The record is from RefSeq and is a predicted model, not a curated record. Lineage: Eukaryota; Fungi; Basidiomycota; Malasseziomycetes; Malasseziales; Malasseziaceae. Gene Ontology annotation, cellular component: multivesicular body. The transcript has 2 exons. Bases 1 to 651 code for a protein of 216 amino acids.
AUGUACCGCCUGCUGGGCCUGUCGCAGAACAAGCCCAAGCCGGACUUGCAACAGGCGAUUUCCAGCACCGAUGAGCGCGCAGAUGCGACGCAGGUCAAGAUCAGCCGGCUGGACGCCGAGCUCGGGCGCUACCGCGACCAGAUGAAGCGCAUGCGCGACGGGCCUGGCAAGUCGGCCGUGCAGCAGCGUGCGCUGCGCGUCCUGAAGCAGAAGCGCAUGUACGAGGCGCAGAUCGAGCAGCUCACGCAACAAUCCUUCAAUAUGGAGCAGAGCAUGAUGACGACCGAAAAUCUGCGGAAUACGAUGGCCACCGUCGACGCCAUGCAGGUGGCCAACAAAGAGAUGCGCCGGACCUAUGGUAAUCUCAACAUCGACAAGAUUGAGCAGAUCCAGGACGACAUGGAGGACUUGUUGGAGCAGUCGAGUGCGAUCCAAGAGACCAUGUCGCGCUCGUACGGCGUGCCGGACGAUAUCGACGAAACGGAACUCGAGGCGGAACUCGAGGCACUCGAAGAAGAUCCGGGCCAGGACGAGCUCGAGGUGCCGUCGUACCUACAACAUGCUACAAUGGCUCCGUCGCAGCCAGACUUUGUCGACGAGCUCCCGACGGAAAACAAGACCGAGGCCGAGGCCGAGUUGCGCGCUGCGUAA